Lactuca saligna is the source of this 408-nucleotide messenger RNA. Lineage: Eukaryota; Viridiplantae; Streptophyta; Magnoliopsida; Asterales; Asteraceae. The record is from the annotation of a GenBank genome assembly.
AUGCCGAUAUCAAGCAAAACUCCUCCAAAAAUCCACCACAGAACCUGUCACAAAACAAAAUCCUUUCAUAUUGCAUUUUUUCACCAAAACAAAUUAAGUGACCGGACCCUUCAUGUAUACAUGGCUAUUCGUAUGCCUGGGAUCAUUCAAGCAAAGAAAGUUCUUGGUCGAUCAUUGUCCAAUGGAAGCCGUCACAUCAUCCCAAAAGGAUAUUUUGCAGUUUAUGUUGGUGAUCAAGAGAAAAGACGAUUUGUUGUUCCUUUAUCAUUAUUAAACCAGCAUUCGUUCCAAGACUUGCUACAUGAAGCAGAGGAAGAAUUUGGAUAUGAUCAUCCAAUGGGUGGCCUCACAAUUCCGUGUCGUGAGGAAGUGUUCAUUGAUGUUGCCUGCCGCCUUUGCUCGUUAUGA